Molecule: messenger RNA, 1485 nt
Organism: Racocetra persica
Lineage: Eukaryota; Fungi; Glomeromycota; Glomeromycetes; Diversisporales; Gigasporaceae
Source: the annotation of a GenBank genome assembly
AUGUAUCGCUCAUCAUCACCCAAUGGUGCUUCGUCUAAUAGUGGCCAAAGUGCUACCUACCCUAUUGACAGUUCUAAAAAUCGCCCUUCAUCAAAUUCUUUUAUCAAAGCUCAUAAAAACAUAUCUUUCUCCUUUUCUGAAAAUUCUACCACUUUUCAACACGGUGCUCUUGGCGAUUAUGAUACCUUUCUAGUUGGAACCCUUCAUUUAAAUUAUCCAAAAGCUUGCUCUAUAAAAAAUGUAAUCCUAAAAUUUAAGGGAAUUGAGAAAACUUAUUGGACUAAAGCUCAGGCUAGAACAAAAGUUGUUUAUACCGGUGAAUAUACAUUUGUCGACCAAUCAAAUAAGAUAUGGGAAGCUUUCGAAGAUUCUGCUGAAAUUCAAUCUCUUGAUAUUCCUUUCAAGGUUCAACUUCCUUACAAUUUGCCAGAAUCUAUAAAUACUGAUUUAGGUUCUGUUCGUUACGUCCUUUGUGCUACUGUUAAUGUUAAAGGUUUGUUGGGAAAGAGCUCUCAUGUUGCAAAGUUACUUUGUCCUCUAAAGCGCAUUUUUACUUUGGAUCAUACUUUAUCAUCUCCUUACAAAAUUUGUGGUGAAUCACAAAGUGGAAUUGAAUAUACUUUUAUGUUACCUCCGGGUAAACAAUUAAAUAUCGGUAGUUUCGUUUCUAUUCCAAUGAUGUUACGUUUCUUACGACCUGAUGUUGGUAUAGAAAGAAUUGAAGUUUCUUUAAAGACUUCUAUGGACUUUAAAUGUUCUGAUCACAAUGAAAAACGACAUUUAGAUCAACAGAUCGCUGGACUGGUUAUCUCGCGUUCUGAACUUCGUUAUAUGCAGUCUUCAAUGCCACAUUAUAAUUAUGGUGAAUGUACUCACACUAUCAACCUAUUUAUUCCUCUCUCCGUUCAACCAACUUUUCAAGGAAGGUUCAUUAGUAUAGCUCAUAAAUUAUCAGUAAAUGUUAGUCUUUACGGUUGUGUAAAGGGUUUUAUUAUUGAAGAACAGGUUAAGAUUUCUAAUAUAGUUGAAAAGAAUACUCCCUCUAAACGUCCUUAUUCACCUUUGUCAACUGAUCGUAUGCCAAGUCCUAUUAUGGCUUAUCCUGAAGGUGUUCCAAGUGAUUAUUCUCAAUCGCAUGAUUCUUUUGAUCAGAGUUCUGGUUCUUUCACUUAUCAAUCUCAUAUGGUGAAUCAAGUUCGUCAGCAAUGUAGUCUUCCCGAAUUACCACAAGGCAUUCUCGUUGAUGAUCAUUAUCAAGGACCAUUUCAUUCAUCUUUUGAAUAUAGUCGAAAUUCACCUUUUGACAUUAAUAGUGGUUAUAACCGUAUAUAUGAUGGUUAUAACGUACAAUCAUCAUCAGAUACGUCAAGUCAUAUUUAUCAACCACAUAGUUCUUCUCAACAAUCUCGUUCUGAAAGUUCUGAAACGCCACAAACGCCUCCAAAUGGUUAUUCUGCAACUACUUCUCUAUUUCAUUUGAAUUAA